AACCGCAUCGCAUCGUCGAAACGCAGCGGCGGGGCCUCUCCCGCGCCCCGCACACGGAGCUGUGGGCUCAGCAUCCCUGCGGCACCUACGGAGGGAAGGGCAGAGCCGCGGCCGAGCCGCGCCGGAUGGGGCGGUGGCUUCUGCGGGCGACGCAGCCGCGGCCGGGGCGAUGUGGGAGCCGCGGGGCGCGGCAGUGAGGGUGGCGGCGGCGGCCCUGGUGCUCGGGGCUGGCGCCUGCUACUGCCUGUGGCGGUUGUCGGCGAGCGGGCGGCGGGGGCGGCGGGCAGCGGCUGCCCGGGGCCCGCCGGCAGACAGUAGUCCUCCAGUGUCAACCCAUACCAUGGAUGUGGAUGCUCUACAGAAACUUAUUCAUUUGCUCCAGGCCACAGAUGAUCCAUUAAUUCAAGAGCAAGCUUUAAUCACUCUCAGCAACAGUGCUGCCUUCUCUGUAAAUCAAGAUAUAAUCCGGAAUCUGGAUGGUGUCUCUGUUAUUGGAGGGAUGCUCUCCAACUGCAUUCCCAAAAUUAAAGAAAAAGCACUAAAUGCACUUAAUAAUUUGAGUAUGAAUAUGAAAAAUCAGGAGGAGAUACAGGUAUUUAUUAUACAAGUUUGUAGGACUGUUGAGUCAGCUCCCCUGAACUCUGAUGUGCAGCUAGCUGGACUCAGGCUGUUGACAAAUAUGUCUGUUACCAGUGACUACCACCAAAAGAUGAUAAACUCAAUUCCAUGCUUUCUUCAUUUGCUUUCAGAAGGAACUGAAAGGACACAGAUUCAAGUUUUGAAAGUACUUGUGAACUUAUCUGCAAACCCAGCCAUGACAAGACAUCUUCUCGGACCUCAAGUGCCAGCAUUGGUGUUACUUUUUGACAACUGUAUAAACAGAGAUAUUCUGGCUCGAGCCCUGGCAUUUGCAGCAAACCUGAAAAAGAACAUGAAUGAUGAAGAAGGCACCAUGAUUGAGGAGUACAGCGAAGCCUCAGUUUUCUUCACGCUCUGCAGGGACUCUGCCCCGUUCGCUCAGAGACUGGCGUCUUUGCUGCAUCACCCUGACGCGGAAGUGAAAGAACAAGUUGUGAGAAUAUUAACACAAUAGUGUUGUUUUCUUAAAACAGACUGACCUGAUGAAAAUAUCUAAUCUUGGCAAUGCUAUGCUAAAAAAGCCUGCAACAAGCAAACAAUACAACAAUGAUGGAAAAAACCCUCUCUAAAUACUAGCAUUUUACUAGGCAUGAAUUAAUUACUACAGAAGAGAAUGCAGUGUUUUUAAUAGAGAGAGCAUAACAGAUAAUUUUUUUACAAGCAAGAGAAAAGCAAAAGCUUAAUUAUUACUGAUAAACCACUGCACAGUUGCUACAUUUAUGCAAUGGGGACAAAUAGUUUAAAUUUAAAACAUGAAAACAUUCAUAUGUAAAAUUAACAUUUUAAAUGGAUGAGUGAAAUGAAUUAAAAUAUUCUUCACAAUGUCAAAGACUUUUUUUUUACUUUUAAGUAUUUCCAGCUGUUGAAUAAAUACCUCUUUAGAACUGUGCAUUAAAGAUUUAGCAGUUGGAGAUUAGGCAUUUGUAUUUAUCUAUUAAAUGGGUAAAGGCAAAUCUUACAAAAUAUUAAAUAAAAACAACACCAAACUAUCAUUGCCUUCCUACAGAAUUAGUGUUUUCAAUGAAAACUGCAUACUAAAGUCACCCAGACUAGGUUUUUUAUCUUACCUGCAUGGAAUUUAUUCUAAAACUCCAUUCUUGUAUGCUUAGUAUAUCCAUUCAAUUUAGCCAAACUGCAGUGCAAUUAACCACAACUGUGAAAGAUUUCUACACUUGAACAAAAAUUAAAAGGAUUUUAUAUUGCUUUAAAAUUGCUACUUUAAGGAAAGCAGACAUAUUUUAAAAAACAUUUUAUUAGGAGUCAAGGAUUAUCUGCAACUGCUAUUCAGUAUUUUCAUUCUUAUAAAAAAAUGUCUACAACAGCAGUAUCACACAUUUUUACAAAAGCUUCCUAUUCUGUAGCAGCCCUUGAUCUUCCUUUCCUUGGACAUCCUUACUCCUUUUUUUUCCUGCAACUGGAGCAUCACCCCCCUAAAGUUUUAGUCAUCAAUCCAGCAUUUAUUCAAAAUGAAGUGGAAUCCAUACAAACAUCACUGUAAAAGAACCUGAACAGUUUUAUUGAUUAACAGAAAACAUACUGGAAAAUACUUCCAAAACCAAAUUACUAAAAACUUCCACUACAGAGAAACUAAAACAGGUGUCAGAUGUAAAGGCUAGGAAGUUUUCUAUUUUGUACCAUUUUUAAGAGAACUGUAUCACCUAAACUGUUACCAAGUGCUUCAUCUUUCUAAUUUAGUAUACUCACUCUGCUCUUAAGAAAACAUUACUUUCUUCUCUUUCUGUAAUGCAAUAGAUGCUUAUUUUCAGAAGGUCACUUUGCAUAUAGCUAAAACUGCAAGAAAAGUAUGACCUUGAAACUGUGACGCACCCAUGCCCUGAUCAAUACACGGGUAAAGAAAGCUACAUGUAUCUAAUUUAUCCACAUAGGUAGUUUUAGCUCACCAGGAAUACAGUUAAGGCAGAAAUAGAAGUUGGCACCAUUCCCAGUCAAAACCUUGAGAAUUGCUGCAUUGACAGUGAACUUCCCUUUCUCCUUUCCACUGCUCCUAAAACACUGUACAGUUUGUAAUAAGCAAGUUACAUUACAAUCCCUUUAUGUUUUUCAACUUUUUGUAGAUUUAAUGUUUUUUUGCUACUGAAUUUGACUAAAAAAAAUAAAGACUAGGCAAGACACUAAGAAUUUACCCCCUCUCCUCUCCUGACAAGACAUUAGGACCAGUCUGUUCUAGGUAUAGCUCAUGCAUGGUUUCUUAAGAUCAGCAGCAGAGAUGUCUAAAUGUCCCUUUCCAUGUUCUCCAACCUAAAAGUAAGUUUUUCAAAUACCAUCUUUUUGAUAGAGCUGAUCUCUUAUCCUUUGCUUUGACAGCUGACAGAAAAAAGUGACUUUUUCUAAAAAUACAUGAGAAUAUGUUACA
This is a messenger RNA of Corvus hawaiiensis (hawaiian crow), 3013 nucleotides long. RefSeq names its product armadillo repeat containing 10 (gene ARMC10). The coding region runs from base 170 to 1093 and encodes 307 amino acids. NCBI's taxonomy places the organism in Eukaryota, Metazoa, Chordata, Aves, Passeriformes, Corvidae. The record is from RefSeq and is a predicted model, not a curated record. Gene Ontology annotation, molecular function: protein binding. The transcript has 6 exons. Gene Ontology annotation, cellular component: mitochondrion.